Messenger RNA from Mustela lutreola (European mink), 5884 nucleotides. RefSeq names its product DEP domain containing 5, GATOR1 subcomplex subunit (gene DEPDC5). The record is from RefSeq and is a predicted model, not a curated record. NCBI's taxonomy places the organism in Eukaryota, Metazoa, Chordata, Mammalia, Carnivora, Mustelidae. Gene Ontology annotation, biological process: intracellular signal transduction; positive regulation of autophagy; cellular response to amino acid starvation. The coding region runs from base 218 to 5110 and encodes 1630 amino acids. Gene Ontology annotation, cellular component: lysosomal membrane; GATOR1 complex. The transcript is spliced from 44 exons. Gene Ontology annotation, molecular function: GTPase activator activity.
GCGGGCGGACAGGAACCUUGAGCUGGGGCACGGAAGCCGCAAGGGCUGUGGGGGCGUAGGCGGGGCGUCCAGAGGAGGCGCAGGGGACCGUGGGAGGGUCCGGCCCUCGGAGUCCCGGCUUGAAGAGGGAAGGGGCUCCGGAGCUGUGGUGGCAGAGAGGCAAGAUGACUUCUCUCCCCCAAGCUUGGAACAGCUGAAGGAAAAACAACAGUACAAGAUGAAAACAACAAAGGUCUACAAACUUGUCAUCCACAAGAAGGGCUUUGGGGGCAGUGAUGAUGAGCUAGUCAUGAACCCUAAAGUGUUUCCUCACAUCAAGCUUGGAGACAUUGUGGAGAUUGCUCACCCCAAUGAUGAAUACAGCCCUCUGCUUUUGCAAGUCAAGUCACUUAAGGAAGAUUUGCAGAAAGAAACUAUUAGUGUGGACCAGACUGUGACUCAAGUAUUCCGAUUAAGACCUUAUCAAGAUGUUUAUGUGAAUGUUGUAGACCCUAAGGAUGUGACCCUUGACCUAGUGGAAUUAACCUUUAAGGAUCAGUAUAUAGGCCGUGGAGAUAUGUGGCGACUAAAGAAAAGUUUGGUCAGCACAUGUGCCUAUAUCACUCAGAAGGUGGAAUUUGCUGGCAUCAGGGAGAAGUUGCUGCGGCUGAGGUUGAAGAGGUUGCUGCCUGUGUUCUCCUCAAGAAUUUUGAUGGAUUCCUGUCUCAUAUUGAGGGCACAGGCUGGUGAGCUGUGGGUCAAGAAUGAGAAGGUCAUGUGUGGUUAUAUCAGCGAAGAUACUAGGGUGGUGUUUCGUUCUACGUCGGCUAUGGUUUACAUAUUUAUUCAGAUGAGCUGUGAAAUGUGGGAUUUCGAUAUUUAUGGGGAUCUGUAUUUUGAGAAAGCUGUGAAUGGUUUCCUUGCUGAUCUCUUUACCAAGUGGAAGGAGAAAAACUGUAGUCAUGAAGUUACAGUGGUCCUAUUUUCUAGAACUUUCUAUGAUGCAAAAUCUCUUGAUGAAUUUCCUGAAAUAAACCGAGCCUCAAUUCGACAGGAUCACAAGGGACGGUACUAUGAAGACUUUUAUAAAGUGGUGGUGCAGAAUGAAAGGAGAGAAGAGUGGACUUCACUCCUUGUGACCAUUAAAAAACUCUUCAUCCAGUAUCCAGUGUUGGUGCGACUGGAACAGGCAGAGGGUUUUCCUCAAGGAGACAAUUCUACCUCAGCACAAGGAAACUACCUAGAGGCCAUCAAUCUGUCAUUCAAUGUGUUUGACAAGCACUACAUCAACCGCAACUUUGACCGAACUGGGCAAAUGUCUGUGGUGAUCACGCCUGGGGUGGGUGUGUUUGAAGUGGACCGUCUACUCAUGAUCUUGACCAAGCAGCGGAUGAUAGAUAAUGGAAUUGGUGUGGACUUGGUAUGCAUGGGGGAGCAACCAUUACAUGCUGUCCCGUUGUUCAAGCUACAUAAUCGAAGUGCGCCUCGUGAUUCUUGUCUGGGUGAUGACUAUAAUAUUCCUCACUGGAUAAACCACAGUUUCUAUACAUCCAAAAGCCAGCUCUUUUGUAACAGUUUCACCCCACGAAUAAAACUGGCAGGAAAGAAGCCUGCCUCUGAGAAAGCAAAAAAUGGCCGUGAUACAUCUCUUGGGACACCAAAAGAACCUGAGAAUGCCCUCCCCAUCCAAGUAGAUUAUGAUGCUUACGACGCCCAAGUUUUCAGGCUACCAGGCCCAUCCCGGGCUCAGCGCCUCGCCACCUGCAGGUCUGUGCGAGAGCGGGAGAGUCACCAUCGGAAGAGUGCCAGCUCCUGCGACGUCUCAUCCAGUCCUUCCUUGCCCAGCCGCGCACUGCCCACUGAGGAAGUGAGGAGCCAGGCUUCUGAUGACAGCUCCCUGGGCAGGAGUGCCAACAUCCUGAUGAUCCCACACCCCCACCUGCACCAGUAUGAAGUCAGCAGCUCCUUGGGCUAUACCAGCACUCGAGAUGUCCUGGAGAACAUGAUGGAGCCACCACAGCGAGACUCAAGUGCACCGGGGAGGUUCCACGUAGGCAGUGCGGAAUCCAUGCUGCAUGUUCGACCCGGGGGAUACACACCCCAGCGGGCACUCAUUAACCCCUUUGCCCCCUCACGAAUGCCCAUGAAGCUUACCUCCAACAGAAGGCGCUGGAUGCACACUUUUCCUGUGGGACCAUCCGGAGAGGCCAUCCAGAUCCAUCACCAGACCCGGCAGAAUAUGGAGGAGCUGCAGGGCAGCGGGCAGAGGGACCCAACUCACUCCUCUGCAGAGCUGCUGGAGUUAGCGUAUCAUGAAGCAGCUGGAAGGCACAGCACUUCCCGUCAGCCUGGUGACAGCAUGUCCUUCUUGAACUUCAGUGGAACAGAAGAGCUUUCUGUCAGCCUGCUUAGCAGCAGUGGUGCAGGUAUGAAUCCUAGGACUCAGAAUAAGGAUUCCUUAGAGGACAGUGUUUCUACCUCUCCAGACCCAAUUCUGACACUGUCUGCUCCCCCUGUAGUGCCAGGCUUCUGUUGCACAGUUGGAGUGGACUGGAAAUCUCUCACUACUCCGGCGUGCCUCCCCCUCACCACCGACUACUUCCCCGACCGCCAGGGCCUGCAGAACGACUACACGGAGGGCUGUUACGAUCUCCUUCCAGAAGCAGACAUCGACAGAAGGGACGAGGAGGGUGUGCAGAUGACGGCCCAGCAGGUGUUUGAAGAGUUCAUCUGCCAGCGUCUCAUGCAGGGCUACCAAAUCAUAGUGCAGCCCAAGGCGCCGAAGCCCAACUCCACUGUCCCACCCCCACUGAGCAGCAGCCCGCUCUAUAGCCGAGGCCUUGUGUCCCGAAACCGACCUGAGGAGGAGGAUCAGUAUUGGCUGAGUAUGGGCAGAACAUUCCACAAAGUGACGCUGAAGGAUAAGAUGAUCACAGUGACACGUUACCUUCCUAAGUACCCUUAUGAAUCUGCCCAGAUCCACUAUACCUACAGCCUCUGCCCUUCCCACUCGGACUCAGAGUUUGUCUCUUGUUGGGUGGAAUUCUCCCAUGAGCGGCUAGAGGAGUACAAGUGGAAUUACUUAGAUCAGUAUAUCUGUUCUGCCGGCUCUGAGGACUUCAGCUUAAUUGAGUCUCUGAAGUUCUGGAGGACCCGUUUCCUGCUGCUACCAGCCUGUGUCACUGCCACAAAGCGCAUCACAGAAGGGGAAGCCCACUGCGACAUCUAUGGGGACAGGCCCCGGGCAGAUGAGGAGGAAUGGCAGCUCUUGGAUGGGUUUAUCCGCUUCGUGGAGGGUUUGAACCGAAUCCGCAGGAGACAUCGCUCAGAUCGCAUGAUGCGGAAAGGGACCACCAUGAAAGGCUUACAGAUGACCGGGCCCAUUGCCACACACUCCCUUGAGUCGGCCGGCCCCCCUGUUGGGAAGAAGGGAACCUCAGCUCUGUCCGCCUUGUUGGAGAUGGAAGCCAGUCAGAAGUGUUUAGGAGAACAGCAGGCAGCUGUGCAUGGUGCCAAGAGCUCCUCCCAGCCAGCUGAGAGCAGCAACGUUGCCAUGACUCCCACCUACGUGGACAGCCCACGAAAGGACGGGGCCUUCUUUAUGGAGUUUGUCCGCAGCCCGCGCACAGCAUCGUCUGCCUUCUACCCACAGGUGUCUGUGGACCAGACAGCUACCCCAGUACUGGACAGCACCAGUUUGGGGGUAAGCACAAGCCAGUCUGUGGACAGAGGCAACAGCCAGGCCUUUGGGAACUCCCAGAACUCAGGGGAACAGAGCUUCCCCCCUGCAAACUCCAGUGACAGCAGCUCUCAGCAGCUAGCAGCAAGCUCCUUAACUUCAUCCUCCACCCUGACGGAGAUCCUGGAAGCCAUGAAGCACCCCUCGACGGGAGUCCAGCUGCUCUCAGAACAGAAGGGCCUCUCACCGUGCUGCUUCAUCAGCGCAGAGGUGGUGCAUUGGCUGGUGAACAACGUGGAGGGCGUCCAGACACAGGCGAUGGCGAUCGAUAUCAUGCAGAAAAUGCUGGAAGAGCAACUCAUCACACAUGCAUCUGGUGAAGUCUGGCGGACCUUCAUCUAUGGCUUCUAUUUCUACAAGAUAGUCAUGGACAAAGAACCUGACCGAGUGGCCAUGCAGCAACCCACCACCUGGCACACAACGGCAGUGGAGGACUUUGCCAGCUUCCAGCGCAAGUGGUUUGAGGUGGCCUUUGUGGCCGAAGAGCUCUUGCACUCCGAGAUUCCUGCUUUCCUCUUGCCCUGGCUGCCUAGCCGGCCAGCCUCCUAUGCAAGCAGGCACAGCUCCUUCAGCCGCAGCUUCGGAGGGCGAAGCCAGGCAGCUGCGCUUUUAGCUGCCACUGUCCCAGAGCAGAGGACUGUGACCCUGGACGUGGACGUGAACAACCGCACAGACCGGCUGGAGUGGUGUAGCUGUUACUAUCAUGGCAACUUCUCCCUGAAUGCGGCCUUUGAGAUCAAGCUCCACUGGAUGGCUGUGACUGCCGCAGUCCUCUUCGAGAUGGUCCAGGGUUGGCAUCGCAAAGCCACUUCCUGCGGCUUUUUGUUGGUCCCUGUUCUGGAGGGUCCCUUUGCGCUGCCCAGUUACCUGUAUGGCGAUCCGCUUCGAGCACAGCUCUUCAUUCCACUCAACACCAGCUGCCUGCUCAAGGAGGGCAGUGAGCACUUGUUUGAUAGCUUUGAACCGGAAACAUACUGGGAUCGAAUGCACCUUUUCCAGGAAGCCAUUGCACACAGGUUUGGGUUUGUGCAAGAUAAAUAUUCUGCUUCUGCUUUUAACUUCCCCGCUGAGAACAAGCCUCAAUACAUCCAUGUUACAGGAACAGUGUUCCUGCAGCUGCCCUACUCCAGGCGCAAGUUCUCAGGACAACAGCGGCGGCGGCGGAACUCCACCAGCUCCACCAACCAGAACAUGUUCUGUGAGGAACGGGUUGGCUACAACUGGGCCUAUAAUACCAUGCUGACCAAGACAUGGCGCUCUAGUGCCACAGGGGACGAGAAGUUUGCUGAUCGGCUGCUCAGGGAUUUCACGGACUUCUGCAUCAACCGCGACAACCGGCUGGUUAUGUUCUGGACGAGUUGCCUGGAGAAGAUGCAUGCCAGUGCCCCGUGAGGCCAGGCUGCACCACGGGCCGAAGCACAGCCGAAGCACAGGGAGGAUUCUGUUCUUGUCCAAGUCCAGUAGGGGCAAUGGGGCUCCGGGCAGCAGGCGGCAGUGCCUCCGUCCGUGAGUGGGGGCCAUUGCUGCUGCUUUCCCUCCUGCCCCGCCAACAAAAUGUUCUUCUCCUCGAGGAGAAAGACUCGGGAAGAAAAGAGUGCUGAGAGCAGGUGGGAGGCCCAGAUGGUCCGUGGGAGGACCUCAGUACUGGGGAGGGGGGCGAGCAGCCCCCAUGAAUGUCCUUGGAGAAGGGGUGGCUCCUGAGAGCGUCCUUUCUUUCCCCUAGCCGUGGGCUUUUCGGAGCCGUCUGCUGAUUCCCGCCCAAAAGUAUGCACAGGAUGUAAGAUAGUUUUGUGAAAUAGUGUACCAUAGGCUCACACCAACUGUAUAUACCUGUACAUAUCAGAAGCAGGAAUAAAGUGCCACAUGCAGCAUCUCUGGCCCCCGCCUUGUUCCUGGCAGCGGCGAUCCCAUCCUCGGCUGGGCAGUCGGGCCUUGUUGGCAGUGACAUGGUGGCAAAUGAGGCAGCCACAGAAGGUGAGGAGGACUUUGAAUUCACUGUCUUGGGAGAGUCUGGCCGGGGAUUUCCUGAAAGAUGUCUUUUCAUAAGCCCUUGGGCAAGAACAGAAUAGUUUCUUUCAGACAUAGUGAGCAGAGCAGAUAGUACCACGCACAACUGCAGGCUUGUGCUGUCAGAAUGAAUCUUGCUAAGUGGGUGAACCCAGGUGU